AUGUCACGAGCGGGGGAUGGGGUUGCCACCCCGUUUUGUGGUUUCAGGUGUGAUGGUCAAAUGACUCCAAAACUUAAGGUUCUAAUCAAGGUUUUGGGUGUGAUGUUACUAUUAUCUUUAGGCUUCGGGUUUCCAUCUUUGGCCUCAUGCGAUUUCAGAGGCCCUUCGUCGUCGUCGACUUCUUCUGAUCUUCUUGUUGUUCUCGUCGAUGUCUAUGUCAAGUCGUUAUGGGAGGUCAAUGAUAAGGUUGGGAAGGUGGCUGAUGUAUAUGUGGCUCGGAAAUUAUCAAAAAUUGAGUUGGUGAGCUUACCAUGUUGUGCUUGGAAUGAUGUUGCGGUUAAAAAGCUAGCUACUAAGUGGGGUGAUGUUUGCUUUCUUGAAGAGGAUGGGGAUGACUCUUUGGCGGUUAAACGUGUGUGUAUUAAGACUGGGAAACCUUCUUUGAUUCAUGACAUGAAUAAAGUGGUUGCUCAAGGCAUUGAAUAUGGGGUGGUGAGAAUGGUGAUAAGGUUGAUGAGGAGCAAGAGGAAUCUUUUAGCACGGAUGAUACGCCUAUUAAUGGUGCUAGAGGAGCUGGUUUUGUUGAUAGAAAGGGAAGAUUUUUUUCAAACUACUACUAAAAGAAAAGGUAACGGAGCUGUGGAUGGCGGUCUUUAUCCGCCUAAUGUUGCUGCCACGAGAGAUGUCGUCGAAAAUCAAUGCAAACCGGUUGUGCCUGCACCUGUUAGGGUGGUCGAGUGUGAGCUGUCAGAUGGUCCGUCCCAUUUGGUGGCUAAUGUGGAGGGGGAGGGGGCAUCCGAAUCACCCUCACAACAUCCUGGUUUUAGAUGA
Messenger RNA from Lactuca virosa, 831 nucleotides. NCBI's taxonomy places the organism in Eukaryota, Viridiplantae, Streptophyta, Magnoliopsida, Asterales, Asteraceae. The record is from the annotation of a GenBank genome assembly.